UACGCGGGAAAACACGGGGAAAAGUGAAGUGGACAGUAAAUAGAGAAUAAUUGGAGCUUCGGAUAUUCUUACGUUUUCCUUUUUUCUAAUAAUUAUUAUCUUUUCGUUUAGUUAUUUAUAUAUAAUUUAUAGUGAUCGAAGGAGUUGGAAAAGUCUGUAAUCAUGCCUCCAAAACUUGCAAGAGAUUAUAACAAAGAUAGAGAUCAACUCAAAAUGUUUCUCACGGAAUAUUCGAAAAUGGAUGAGAAAACAGGCAAUAAGCAUUUUAAGUAUCGAGAACAAUUAACAAGACUGGCGCAUAGAGAACAAAUUGCCUUAGUUAUUAGUUUGGAUGAUGUUAAGGAUUUUGAUGAUGAACUUGCUGAAGUGAUUGCUUCAAAUGCUAGGCGCUACGUUACCUUACUCUUGAACCUCGUCCAAGAAAUUUUACCCGAUUUUAAAGAAAAAACCAUAACUGCCAAGGAUACUUUAGACAUUUAUAUCGAGCAUCGUUUAAUGAUGGAGGCUCGUAAUCAACAUCCAGGAGAGCAAAGAGAUCCUAGAAAUAAAUAUGCCCCGGAACUUAUGAGACGCUUUGAAAUAUAUUUUGAAAAUUUUAACGAUGCAAAACAAAUGUCGGUAAGGGACAUUAAGGCGACUUACGUGGGACAAUUGGUAACAGUUCGAGGUAUAGUUACUAGAAGUACAGAAGUAAAGCCUUUAAUGGUUGUUUCGACGUAUACCUGCGAUCAAUGUGGCGCAGAAACUUAUCAAACUGUGCAGUCUAUGAGUUUUAUGCCGUUACAGUCUUGCCCUAGCGACGAUUGUCGCGUUAACAAGUCAGGUGGUAGAUUAUACCAGCAAACUAAAGGUUCUAAAUUUAUCAAAUUUCAAGAGAUAAAAGUCCAAGAGCAUAGCGAUCAAGUACCCGUUGGACACAUUCCAAGAAGCUUAACAUUAUUUUGUCGGGGGGAGUUGACUAGGCAAUGUCAGCCAGGCGAUCAUAUUGUGCUCACUGGAAUAUUUUUGCCUCUUAUGAAAACAGGCUUCGUCGCUCGGGAAUCGGCAGGUCUUCUGUGCGAUACUUAUAUGGAUGCCCAUAAAAUCGAAAAUCUAAGCUUGACGAAAGAUGACACUAGCGCCAAUGAAUUGACAGAUGAAGAAAUGGCUAUAUUGGCUCAAGACGAUUUUUAUUCGAAAUUAGCUAGUUCCAUAGCACCAGAAAUAUAUGGCUUGGAGGAUGUUAAAAAGGCGCUUUUGUUACUUUUAGUUGGAGGUACGGACAAAAAGAAGGGUGAUAUUAAAAUAAGAGGGAACAUCAACAUCUGCUUGAUGGGCGAUCCCGGUGUGGCGAAAUCGCAGUUGCUCUCGUUCAUCACUCGACUGUCUCCGCGCUCGCAGUACACGACUGGUCGAGGCUCAUCCGGAGUCGGUCUCACCGCGUCCGUAAUGAAGGAUCCGCUAACCAGCCAGAUGAUCCUCGAGGGUGGAGCUCUCGUGCUCGCCGAUCAGGGCAUCUGCUGUAUCGACGAGUUCGAUAAAAUGGCCGAGACCGACCGUACGGCCAUCCACGAGGUCAUGGAGCAGCAGACUAUUUCCAUCGCCAAGGCCGGUAUAAUGGCGCGGCUUAAUGCCAGGGUUUCCAUUCUCGCGGCUGCCAAUCCUGCUUAUGGACGAUAUAAUCCUAAGAGGUCGGUGGAACAGAAUAUCCAGCUGCCGGCUGCGCUUCUCUCGAGAUUCGAUCUGUUAUGGUUGAUACAGGACAGGGCGGACAGAGACAAUGAUUUGAAACUUGCUCAACAUAUUACAUAUGUCCAUCAGCACGGGCAGCAACCGCCUACUGAAUUCGAAGCUUUGGAUAUGACUUUAAUGAGAAAGUAUAUUCAAAUGUGCAAAUCUAAAGAACCUUACAUGCCAGAAGAAUUAACGGAUUACGUUGUUGAUACGUACGUGGAGAUGAGGCGAGAGGCUCGCAAGAGCCAAGACCAGACCUUCACCUCGGCGCGAAAUCUCCUUGGCGUGCUGCGACUAGCCACGGCCCUCGCCCGACUUCGCCUAUCCGACCAGGUAGAGAAGUACGACGUGCAGGAGGCCCAUCGACUCAUCGAGAUGUCCAAGCACUCGAUCAACUACUCGGACGUGAAGGUAAGCUCGGGCCCGAACCAGAGGAGGAACAAAAUGUACGCGAUCAUCAGGGAGUUGGCGGGCGAGGGCAAAGUCGUCAAGGUUCACGAGAUACUCGAGCGCUGCACCGGCAAGGGCUUCAAGCCCGACGAGAUCAACGACAUGAUCGAGCAGUACGAGGAGCUUAAUGUGUGGCAGGUCAAUCAGGCCAGGACGACUAUUACCCUAGUUUAACGCCACCCUAUAUUAUAUCUUUCGCCGCCGCUCCAGCGCCACUUGCAAUCGAGAAAUGAUUUUGAUUGAUCUAACACGGCGACGUGCUCCCCUCAUUCCCCUCCCCAUU
Ceratosolen solmsi marchali is the source of this 2446-nucleotide messenger RNA. It is a transcript of the gene Mcm7, whose product is annotated as minichromosome maintenance 7. The coding region runs from base 163 to 2337 and encodes 724 amino acids. Lineage: Eukaryota; Metazoa; Arthropoda; Insecta; Hymenoptera; Agaonidae. The transcript has 9 exons. Gene Ontology annotation, cellular component: nucleus; MCM complex. The record is from RefSeq and is a predicted model, not a curated record. Gene Ontology annotation, molecular function: single-stranded DNA helicase activity; ATP binding; ATP hydrolysis activity. Gene Ontology annotation, biological process: double-strand break repair via break-induced replication; DNA strand elongation involved in DNA replication; DNA replication.